AUGGCUUCCCCAAGCGGAUUGGAAUCCGGAGGUUGUUCAAAGGUAACAUCUCAGAGAAUGGGUAACGAAAUCUACGAGGAUACGCCAAUGACUUCAUCGGUACUUCAAAGGAGGAUCUUAGAGGCUUCUUCAGACAUUUCAAUCAUCAAGAAUGGGAUGCUGGAAGUCCACUCAGACAGCAGCGUUUUGGACGUAUCCAACAGAGAGUCUAUAGACAGAGAUUCCGUAGAUAUAAUCGGUGAAUUCAACGCAACUCCAGGCAGAGACUUUUGCAUAAAACGCCAAAUUAAGGAGGAGUUUGACAUGCUGGGCAUAAAUGAUGAUUCCAUAAUAGACAUUGAGGCUCUCUUGGAGAUACCAAAACAGGUAGAUGAUAGAAGAGGUAACAUAAGUCAAAGGGAUAGAGAAUUUAAAAGGGUAGAUGAUCCUCCUGUUGUGAAUUUAGAUGAUUUCUCAGAAUCUGAUUUCCUCGCAGUGGAAUCCAAAGAACUAGAGGCCAUUGAAAAGGAUGAUCCCUGCCUUUCAACACCAGUGAGGACAUUUCAUUCUGUAGAGGACUCCAACCAUGCCAUUAAUGUUGAUUCCAUAACGAGUAGCAUUCUAGAAAUAUGCACAAGGGACUCUGUGAACAUGGGAGAUAUUGAUGACACAUCAAUCAAUGGAAAUGUGGAUCUAUAUGCAACUCCAGUCAAUGCAAUGGUAGACUUAGACUGUCCACUAAAUGCAGGAUCCUUUGGGUUCUCUAGCGAUCCAUUCGUUUAUCUGGAAGAGAAUCCACUUGAUACGCCUGAAAAGACUGUGUUACCAGAUAAAACUCCAGAAGUUAAACGCAAAAUUCCUGUACCAGAAACAGUCAUAAACGUCGAUGAAAGUUUAAAGGAUAAUGAAGAAUACGUUAUAGACUCUAUACCAGUGGAGGAAACAUCCUAUAAUACAACAGAGAGCAAAAGCAUUGAACCUUGUAGUACAAGCAUUCCACCCCUAAAGAUCGUAAACAACACUUCAAAGAUUCAAACAAAUAUAAUCCAAAAGAAUCCCCGUCUAUCUUCCCUAAAGAUGAAUGGAACCAAAAAGAACCAAGUAGACAAGGGUGAUGGCCUUAAAAAGAGGGUAAACUCUGUGAGGAGAAAAGGGAUUACGGUAAAAAAUAAUGCAAAAUUGGAAACUAUGCCUGUAUGGGUCAGGCAGCCAAAUGAUAUUAAAGAAAUUCCUUCGUACAUAAAAAUGAUUAGCAACCGUCUUUUACACAUUGAGAAGCAAAUCAAAAAAUUUUGUGAAGAAAGACAAGGAUUAUUAUGUAGUAUAUGGAAACUAAGUAACAAUGGAUAUAAACACUUGCUUCCGGAUCCAGUGAUUAAAUCGCUCUCUACAAUGGAAAAUGCCAGUGAACAACCUGCAGACAGCGCAGAAUCCAGUGCACCCUCAAAUCGUAUGUCACUUCGAACGUCACUGGAUAAUAUUGAUUUUGAUGGACAUCUUGUAAAUUACAACCAAAUGGAUGAAGAAAAGGCCAGAGAUGGAGACACCAUGUACUGGAAGGCAUCAUGGCUGGGUGAUCAGGAUAUGCACACACCAGCUACCAAAAGGAUACUUGAGACAUAUGUAAGUAGACCAAUCAACGUUGAAACAUCCUCUAAACAAACAAACUCAUCAAGAAGAACUAGUGUCUCCGCCUAUAUUAACAGCUUUAAAAGGACCUCAAUUCCCAAGAGGGAUUCUGUAAAUUCAGUCUCCUCAGUACAAGAACGAGAGUCCAAAGCCGAGGCAAACGUCGUCCAGGACCCAAUCGAGUACUUUAAACAAAUCGACUUUCCAACGUUAUCGUACCAGGAAAUGGAAGGCUGGCGCAAGUUUUUCGGAAUAAAGGUGAGCCUACGUACACAUUCACAUUGUUUCUAUAGAAUAUCAAGAAUAGCCUAG
Molecule: messenger RNA, 1920 nt
Organism: Theileria equi strain WA
Lineage: Eukaryota; Apicomplexa; Aconoidasida; Piroplasmida; Theileriidae
Exons: 1
Coding region: 1-1920 (639 amino acids)
Source: RefSeq, a predicted model, not a curated record